This is a messenger RNA of Microdochium trichocladiopsis, 1164 nucleotides long. Its product is annotated as mandelate racemase/muconate lactonizing protein-like protein. The coding region runs from base 1 to 1164 and encodes 387 amino acids. Gene Ontology annotation, biological process: D-galactonate catabolic process; amino acid catabolic process. Lineage: Eukaryota; Fungi; Ascomycota; Sordariomycetes; Xylariales; Microdochiaceae. The record is from RefSeq and is a predicted model, not a curated record. Gene Ontology annotation, molecular function: galactonate dehydratase activity. The transcript is spliced from 4 exons.
AUGGGCAAAAUCGCAAAGAUUGAAUACUUCCGCGUGCCCCCGCGCUGGCUCUUUGUCAAGAUAACCGACGACUCGGGCGCCGCUGGGUGGGGUGAAGCCUCGCUCGAGGGCCACACGCAGGCCGUCGAGGGCUGUCUCGAUGCCUGGGCGGAGCGUUAUUUGGGACUAGAGGCAAAUGAUAUCGAACACAUAUGGCAGCUCUCGUACCGCGGCGGCUUCUACCGUGGCGGCCCGGUGCUCAUGAGUGCGUUGUCGGGGAUAGACAUCGCCCUGUGGGAUCUCAAGGCCAGGAAUCUCAACGUCCCGAUCUACGAGUUGCUGGGCGGCAAGGUCCGCAACAAGCUCAAAGUAUAUGCCUGGAUCGGCGGUGACCGGCCUAGCGACGUCGAGAUCCAAGCCAAAGCCCGGCAAUCCCAGGGCUUCACGGCCGUCAAGAUGAACGCGACCGAGGACGUGGCGUGGCUCGACUCUCCAUCGUCGCUGGACGCCUGCGUCGCCCGCGUGUCGGCGGUGCGCAGCCUCGGGCUCGACGUGGGCGUCGACUUCCACGGCAGGCUGCACAAGCCCAUGGCCAAGCAGCUCGCGGCCAGGCUGGCCCCCCUGCACCCGCUCUUCAUCGAGGAGCCCCUGCUGUCCGAGAACCUGCCGGGCAUCGCCCAGUUGUCCUCCUCCGGCGGCGGGACCACUGGAUCCAUCCCCAUCGCCCUCGGCGAGCGCCUGCACUCGCGCUGGGACGUCAGGCCUUUCCUCGAGGCCGGCUGCGUCGACAUCCUCCAGCCCGACGUCUGCCACGUGGGCGGGAUAUCCGAGAUGCGCCGCAUCGCCGCCGCGGCCGAGACGUACGACGUAGCCCUCGCGCCCCACUGCCCCCUCGGCCCCCUGGCCCUGGCCGCCUGCGUGCAGGUCGAUGCCGUCUCGGCCAAUUUCGCCAUCCAGGAGAUGAGCCUGGGCAUUCACUACAACAACAUCAAGGACCGGGAUCUGACGAGCUACACGCGGAAUCCCGAGGUCUGGGACGUGGACAAAGGAUACAUCAGCCUGCCGACCGGUCCAGGCUUGGGGAUCGAGGUCGAUGAGGAAGAGGUCAGGAAGUUCUCGGUCGACUCGAAAGCGUGGGUGAGUCCGUUCUUUACUGGACCAGGCGGGGAGUUUAGAGAGUGGUGA